AUAUCACCACAACAAUCUUCAUUUUUUGCCCCUCAUCAAAUAGGAAUCUCUCAUAAACCCGAUUUUCUUCUAUCAAAUCCGCAGCUAUGCAUUUCGUCCGUCGUGCCGCUCUCAGAGCUGCUUCCAACGCCUCUUUCGUUUCUAAACCUCGCACCAUCAACACCACUUCCCCAUUCGUUGUCAGAGCUUCAAACGAGAGAAUAUCAUCAGCAGUAUUCCGAAGAUUUGCAAGUGAUGAUGCCCAUACUAGAGAAGAGAACGCAGAUGCACAAGAGGAAGGAGCCGUUCGAUCAGCUAUCAAUUCUGCCGCAGAGACCGUCUCAGAGUAUGCUUCAGAGGCCAAGGAGACUGUUGCUCAAGCAACUGGGUUUGGAUCCAGAAACGCUGGCUUUGGCAGGGACAGAAACGUAGAGCGUCCUUCCAUUGACCCUAACAAUGGCGUCUACAUUGGUAACUUGUUGUUCGACAUUACCGAAGAGGAUCUUAAGAAGGAGUUCGAGCACUUCGGAACCAUUACCGAUGUCAGAGUCACUAGAGAUGCUAGAGGCUUGAGCAAGGGAUUUGCCUACAUUGAUUUCGCAGAUGUUCAGUCCGCAACUGCAGCCAUUGAAGCCAAGAACCAAACUAUCUUUGAGGGCCGCAGACUUGUUGUCAACUACGUCAACAAGACGCCAAAGAUCAGAGAUCAAAACCCACCUUCCAAGUGCCUCUUUAUCGGCAACCUCGCCUUCGAGAUGUCUGAUGCCGAUUUGAACAGCUUGUUCCGCGAGGUUAGAAAUGUCAUUGAUGUUCGUGUUGCUAUCGAUAGACGCACUGGACAGCCAAGAGGUUUCGCCCACGCAGACUUUGUUGAUGUUGAUAGUGCCAUGAAGGCUCUGGAACAACUACAAGGAAAGGAGGUCUUCAACCGAAGACUCAGAGUUGAUUACAGCCUUGGUGAGAGAAGCGCUGGAGGCGGUGAGCGCAACGACCGUGGAUUCGGAAACAACGACCGCGGUGGACGUGGAUCAUACGGUGGUGGACGUAGAGACCGUGGAGGAUAUGGUGGUGACCGUGGAGACCGUGGAGGAUAUGGUGGUGACCGUGGAGAUCGUGGAGGAUAUGGUGGUGACCGUGAUGGAAGAGGCGCAUCAUUCUAA
Botrytis porri is the source of this 1139-nucleotide messenger RNA. RefSeq lists its product as uncharacterized. The transcript has 3 exons. The record is from RefSeq and is a predicted model, not a curated record. Gene Ontology annotation, molecular function: RNA binding. Lineage: Eukaryota; Fungi; Ascomycota; Leotiomycetes; Helotiales; Sclerotiniaceae. Bases 87 to 1139 code for a protein of 350 amino acids.